AUGCUCGCUUCUUUUCCACUCGUUGCUUUGUUCCUCUUCCAGGCCUUUGCUGCCUUCAUUCCUUCUGCUGAGCUUGUGCCCAUUGGAGAGGGCGAGCUUUUUCGACGACAGGCAUCAUCUUCUUUGACUCCUUCUGCUACUUCUACCACUAAGCCAGAUUCCCAAUGCACCAACUCUCCAUUCACACGCCAGUGCUGGGGCAACGGCUUCAGCAUCACCACUAACUAUGAUAGUACUUGGCCUGUCACCAACAAAGUUGUCUCUUACCAUCUGGAGGUCAAGAAUACUACCUUGGCUCCGGAUGGAGUUCCAAGAGUUGUCUAUGCUAUCAACGGACAAUUUCCAGGACCGACAAUCCGGGCCAGUUGGGGCGAUAUCCUGGAAAUCACCGUGACGAAUAGCUUGACAACAAAUGGUACCAGCUUCCACUGGCAUGGUAUCCGACAAUACAAAACCAAUCAUAUGGAUGGUACCAAUGGUGUAACGGAAUGUCCACUGGCUCCUGGAAAGUCUCGGACCUAUAGGUUCCUCUGUACACAAUUUGGCACCACGUGGUAUCAUAGUCACUACUCCGAUCAAUACACUGAUGGUGUCGUUGGAACAAUGAUUAUUGACGGGCCAGCAACUUCAAACUAUGAUAUCGAUCUUGGUGCCAUGCCUAUCACAGACUGGUACUAUCGUCCUGCAUUCGAGCUGGCGCCCUUGGUUCAAAGAGGAGCUUUCCCGGGUGGUCCUACCGGUAGUAACAUCCUCAUCAACGGCACCAAUGUCAGUCCCAACGGCACAACAGGACAAUAUCAUCGCACGUCUUUAACCAAAGGAAAGAAGUAUCGUCUCCGCCUUAUCAAUACAUCUACCAACGACAAUUUCAAAGUCGGCCUCGACGGGCACAAUCUCACCGUCAUCAGUGCAGACUUCGUCCCGAUUGUGCCUUAUACCACGCAGUGGAUCUUCCUUGCAGUUGGUGAACGCUACGAUGUGGUAAUCAAUGCCAACCAAGCAAUUGAUAGCUACUGGCUUCAUGUGAUUCCUCAGAGGGGCUGUAGCAAAAACGCUGUCACAAAUGCGCUUGCCAUCUUCAGCUAUGUUGGUGCACAGUCACCAGUUCCCUCCAACGCCACAAGAUCGAAUGCUCCACCAGGUGCCGACUGCAGUGAUCCCAACGACAAGCUAGUACCAUACGUCAAGCUGAAUGUCCCUGACAAUUAUACAAUUCCAGCAAAAUCGCGUCUCGAUGUGGGAUUCGCCAUCGUUCAAGACAAGGCAAACCAGACUUUGUUCCAAUGGAAUCUGAACUUCACAGCAAUCGUGGUUCCCUGGGGUACACCCACUCUACAAUAUGUCUUGAACAACAAUAACAGCUACCCGUCGAACAUGAAUCUGAUCUCGCUCCCCGAUGCGAACGCAUGGUCAUAUUGGGUGAUUCAAGCCAUCCCUACCAUUGCACCUCCAAUCCCACAUCCAAUCCACCUCCACGGACAUGACUUCUAUGUCCUCGGCGCCGGCAGUGGCAUCUUCAACAACUCACAGACACUCAAGUAUAAGAACCCUCCACGGCGCGAUGUUGCUAUGCUGCCAGCGUCGGGAUACCUGGUCAUCGCGUUCAUUACCGACAAUCCGGGUGCAUGGCUCAUGCACUGCCACAUUGGUUGGCAUAUCGGUCUCGGUCUCGGUGCGCAAUUUCUCGAGGUACCAGAUAAGAUUGCAGGGCUGGGCGUUGGAUCUGAAUUCAAUCAGGUGUGUAGUGAUUGGAAUAAGUACUAUGAUACUGCUCUGUUCGAUCAAGAGGAUUCUGGGCUUUGA
This is a messenger RNA of Exophiala bonariae, 1803 nucleotides long. RefSeq lists its product as uncharacterized. Gene Ontology annotation, molecular function: oxidoreductase activity; copper ion binding. Bases 1 to 1803 code for a protein of 600 amino acids. The transcript has a single exon. NCBI's taxonomy places the organism in Eukaryota, Fungi, Ascomycota, Eurotiomycetes, Chaetothyriales, Herpotrichiellaceae. The record is from RefSeq and is a predicted model, not a curated record.